Pleuronectes platessa (European plaice) is the source of this 3090-nucleotide messenger RNA. It is a transcript of the gene ccn4a, whose product is annotated as cellular communication network factor 4a. The record is from RefSeq and is a predicted model, not a curated record. The transcript is spliced from 5 exons. Lineage: Eukaryota; Metazoa; Chordata; Actinopteri; Pleuronectiformes; Pleuronectidae. Gene Ontology annotation, biological process: signal transduction; cell adhesion. The coding region runs from base 374 to 1459 and encodes 361 amino acids. Gene Ontology annotation, cellular component: extracellular matrix; extracellular region. Gene Ontology annotation, molecular function: integrin binding; heparin binding.
GAGUUAGUGUCAUCUGAAACAUCAGGAGAGAUAAUCCCAGGACACGCCCAAACCACAGGGUCUGCCAGCAGCAGCAGGAGGAGGAGGAGGAUGAGGAGGAGGACCGGGUGAAAGUGGAGCAGAGGGAGAGGAGGAAAGGAACCGUCCCCCUGUCAGAGGCAUGCGGGGCUCGUCCUCUCAGACCUUACGUCAGCCGGAGCUCUUUAACAGGCUGUCAGGCCGGGACGCGGGGCAGAGGAGCUGCGGUGCGGGACGAGGAUGACAGCGGCGGGACCCGGAGCAGGAAGGAGCGCACCUGCGCUCUGCGGCGCGUCGUGCGCUUUUUAAACUGGACCAAUUCUGGAUUCAAUGCAUCGGCACAUCUCCACCAGUGAUGAGGUGGCUCCUGUUGUGGAUUCUAGCAGCAGGCGGGAUUCAACAGGCCUUCUCCCAGAAUUCCACUGCCAUGCCGCCUGCCACGGGCGUCACGUCCCCAUACGUGGACCCCUACAACCGGACACAGUACUGCAAGUGGCCCUGCGAGUGUCCGGGGGCCACCCCCGCCUGCCCACCGGGUGUGAGCCUCCUCAUGGACGGCUGUGACUGCUGCAGGACCUGCGCCCGGCAGGUGGGCGAGGUGUGCAACGAGGCCGACACGUGCGACUACCACAAGGGCCUGUACUGUGACUACAGCUCGGACAAGCCUAGGUACGAAAAAGGAGUUUGUGCAUAUAUGUCGGGAACGGGCUGUGAGCACGACGGUGUGAUCUACCGUAAUGGGCAGAGCUUCAAGCCCAGCUGUAAAUACCAGUGCGUGUGUGUGAACGGCGCCAUCGGCUGCGUGUCGGUGUGCACGGAGUCCCAGCCGCCCCGGGUGUGGUGCCAGACCCCACGUCGGGUCAAAGUUCGGGGACAAUGCUGUGAGCAGUGGAUCUGUGAUGAACCCAAGAGGGGACGCAAGACGGCGCCGCGACACGCAGUGGAGGCUUUCACAGCUGAGACUGGGAGCUGGCAGAAGAACUGCAUUUCCCAGACUACCUCAUGGAGCCCCUGCUCCCAGACGUGUGGCCGCGGCCUGUCCCUGAGGGUCUCCAACGCCAACGAGCAAUGUGAGCUGGUCAAAGAGUCCCGCCUCUGCAACCUGCGGCCCUGCGAGGUGGACAUCACCAAGCACAUCAAGCCGGGGAAGAAGUGUCUGAACAUCUACAGGGAGGACCAGCCCUCCAACCUCACCAUCUCUGGCUGCACCAGCAAGAAGCUGUACCGGCCCAAGUACUGCGGCGUCUGCACGGACGAGCGCUGCUGCAUCCCCUACAAGUCCAAGACCAUCGACGUGGAGUUCGAGUGUCCGAACGGGACGGGCUUCACCUGGAAGAUGCUGUGGGUCCAGGCCUGUUUCUGCAACCUCAGCUGCAAGAACCCCAACGACAUCUUCGCUGGGCUGGAGAGCUACUAUGGUUACCCAGAAAUCAUGAACUGAAGAAGCACCACGUCAGCUUGAAGACGUCUGGACUUAGCUCCACCUUCUUUUUAUCAUGGAGUGUUUUGUAUUUGUAACGUGUCAGACGGAGGGAAGGGAUUUUCAUGUGGUCUUUUUUUCCUAUUGGAAAAAUCUGUAAAUACGAAAUAUAUAUAUAUAUAUAUGCGUCUCCAGAGCGGAUUCAUAAAGCAUGAUGUGCUUUGCAAAUGAAAAUAUUCAGCCACUGAGUGUGUGAAAUAUUGAAGGCUUAAUUUAUUUAUGUAGCUUUCAGUAAUGUAAUAAUAUAUGUGAUGUUCUCCAGCUGCUUUGGGAACAUCUGUAAACUCACAAGUCGAAUACAUGAUGAGGCUUUACUGAAGAUAUGUUUUCCUUAAUGUUCUUUAAGUGAAAUGCCAAAGACUGUUUAUCUUUACAAAUGAAAAUCACAAAUAAACAAAAAGAGGCAGUCAGGGAAGAUCUGUUACAAGGUUUUUAUUGUCGUUUUUUUAAUAAAUACAAACUGUUACGUCAUUUGAAUGCUUUUCUACGGCAUUAGACGGUUGUGUAUCGCAAACUUUACAAAGCUGUGUAUGUUUGUGUUCUACCAAGCGGAAGACAAAAAAAAACGCUGCUGUAGUGAAGUAAAAUACGGGAGUAGAAGGUGUUCAGGUAAGUUCUACGGCUAUCCUCAUGUUAACAUGCGGAGCUAUCACUUCACCCACCCGAAAGAAUCCACCACCACGUAGGAGCAUCUCGUCUAAAGAGUGAACGAUUCCGUGGCACAUCUUUGUUCCAUUGUGAUUGAUUGCAUAGAAAUCAUCAUAAAAAUAAAAGAGGAAAAAAACCUUUUUGUUUGAGGCCACGAUCCAUUCAAAAAAGCUUCUGAGUUUGUGAGUGGUUUUGAUUAAUGGCGAAGCUGACAGACUCAUGACAGAUAUGUAUCUUUGAGUUAAAAGUAGUUAAAAUAAUAAGAUGUUUAAAAAAAAAUCAAGGAUAAUGGACACUGCUGAGAUGAAACAACAUUUUCCGUUGUAUUUAAAUGAUCAACUUGAUGCACGUCCCUUAAUGUUCAAAGUCACACUUGCGAUUUGAAAAGCAAACCGCCAUUUAUUUUAAAGAUUUAUCCACGAGUGCCUCCACAUUCUCUACGUCUACAAAUCUGCCCCUACGUACCAACGACAACACGUCAGACAUGGAAAACAAGGAGAUAAAUGAUCGGACAAUUACAGUGAACAGAAAACAGUCAUUUACAGUCAGGUAUGUUUAAGAAAGCUGUGUCAAUAUUGGUAAAAAUGGAUAAAAACAGGGUGAGGAAAUGCAGAAAUGGACAUUUUAAACAACUUUCUUUUUUUUCUCUUUUUUUUUGUAUAUAUAUGAGAGGUUAUGAGCGAUACAUGUACGAGCUGGUGUCCACAGCUUCCUCCGACAUUCUCUGCUUCGGUGUUCCCAGAUGCUGCGUUGCCCCUAAAGACACACUCGCCUGACACCGGAGCUCAGGAGCAGUUCAGAUGUGUAGGAGUCCCUCAGAAUGUUAAAACAGGCUUACACUUGACCCCUUGACCUCCUACUCAGGACCUCAUGUUUUCUAAUUGGGGCCUCUCAGCUGCACUGACUCCUCUGCAGGUGAGUGUCCUUUGUGCGUUUUUACAAAC